Eurytemora carolleeae is the source of this 1225-nucleotide messenger RNA. RefSeq names its product arylsulfatase I. The record is from RefSeq and is a predicted model, not a curated record. Bases 1 to 1008 code for a protein of 335 amino acids. NCBI's taxonomy places the organism in Eukaryota, Metazoa, Arthropoda, Copepoda, Calanoida, Temoridae. The transcript has 13 exons.
AUGACAAAGGUUUCUUUCUUAUUCAGAAAAGUUGAUUUUGAGUCAUAUACAGAUGAACAGCGAGGAUAUGAUUUCAGAGAUAAUGAAAAGGUUUCAUAUGAAGGUUUAGGGGAGUUUUCUACAGAUCUUUUUUCAAGGAAAGCUGUGAAUAUAAUAGAGACACAUAACAAAUCCCAACCAUUAUUUCUGUAUGUUCCUUUUCAGGCUCCUCAUGGACCAAUUCAAACUCCACCACAAAAAUACAGAUCUAUGUAUGAUGGGAAGCGUCUUAGAAACAACAUAGAUCUGGAUAUGGCCGCCACUAUAACAGCAUUAGAUACUGCAGUUGGAGAGAUAUAUGAUGCUUUGAAGAGAACUGGACUCUAUCAAAAUUCAGUUAUAAUCUUUACUACUGACAACGGCGGAGCAGUCACAGAGAAUUCAAACUUACCUCUAAAAGGGACCAAAGAGCAGUUGUAUGAAGGAGGAGUGAAGGGGGUCGGGUUCGUGAACAGUCCUUUGCUUAGGAAAUCAGGAAUAUCUAGUGAUAGGUUAAUGUUUAUAACAGACUGGUUUUCAACAAUUCUUAAUCUCGCCUCGUUAGGUCACAAGAUUCCCGAGGAUACAGAUUCUAUUGAUAUUUGGCCCACUAUCUCCAGACAGAAUAAAUCCCCGAGAGAUAGAAUAAUAUUAAACAUUGAUCAGGAUAACCGUGAAGGAUUAUGGUCUGCUGCAAUUAUGGAUGGAAAAUAUAAACUAAUCUGGGGGCAGGAUUAUCUACUCAAACAGAAGAUGCCACAAGACAGUUGUAAGUUUGAACUAUACAACCUGAAAAAGGAUCCACUUGAAACCACCAAUUUGGCUGCUGGUGGAAAGAUGAAGAACAAGGUUGAAGAGCUGAAGAAUAUCCUAAUGGAAGAAUAUAAAACUAGAUUAGUACCUGCUGAUUAUCCUUUCCCAACUAGUGCUGGAUUUCCAGUCAACUGGGAUGGGAUACUUUCUCCAGGCUGGUGCUCUGCUAAGGUGUAAUCACUCUGGUUCAUUGAAGUAUCAGACUGACAUCUGAUACUAUCUCCAGGGUUGGUUUCCGCUAAUAUUAUCACUCCGGCUCAUUUGAAGUACUGGGCAAACCUCUAAUACUUUAUUUGGGAUGGUAAUCUGCUAAUCUACCACAAUCUCAAAUUUUCCCUAUAUAUUUGGAACCUGAUGUGUACACCUUUGAUGUUUCAAAUUUAGAUUAUUUGAU